Molecule: messenger RNA, 5883 nt
Organism: Brassica napus (rape)
Lineage: Eukaryota; Viridiplantae; Streptophyta; Magnoliopsida; Brassicales; Brassicaceae
Product: exocyst complex component EXO70H1-like
Exons: 1
Coding region: 1075-3024 (649 amino acids)
Biological process (GO): exocytosis
Cellular component (GO): exocyst
Molecular function (GO): phosphatidylinositol-4,5-bisphosphate binding
Source: RefSeq, a predicted model, not a curated record
AAAUUUAAAAUCUGGGAGAGUGAUUUUCUACAAAAGAAGAAAUUUGACUUUGAAAAUCGUAUGAUUUACAUUGUAAUCUUUACUAUUAUAUUUUUUUAUAUAACUAUAAAAACAUACAAUAGAAAAUAUUAAACAUAUUGUAGUACAAAAUUAAAUAUAAAAUUAAUUAUACCACAAAUUUUAAAUGAAUUACAUAAUCAUUUACUAUAAUUCUUUUCAUUUUACUCAUAUAUAAUCAAAUAAUGCAUUUGAAGUGAUAAAUGAGUCUUCUAUUAUUUUUAUUUGUAGAUUUCAAAGUAAGUUUGUUUAGUUCAAUAUUGUUUUGUAAAAAGUUUUGUUUUUAUGUUAUUAUAUAUCUUGUAUUUUGCAUAACACAUAAUAUCACAAGGAUUGAAAUGAUGAACAAAAAAAAGAAGUUAUUUGGAAAAUAUAUAAUUUAAAAGACUAACAAACCUUGAAACUUUAGAAUAGUAAAACUUAACUUUCAGUAUGCAAACUUCUAAAUUUAGUGUUAAAGUUGCUUUUGGAGUAUAUAAAACUUUAUAUUUACAGUCAUGAGAUGCUUUUACGUAAAGAAUUAUACCUUUAUACUUUUAAUUGUUCGUCCUAAUUUCGUAUAUAUAUCUAGGGGCCCAUAUAUCUAUAAAGAAACUACAUGAAAGUUACUCGUACGGAAUAUUACGUACCUUAUACGUAUAGAAGACGUAAUCAAAUAUUUGUUUGGUCAUCCAAACAUUGAGAAACCAAUCUCUAUAUAAUGCUCAAUGACAUUACACUGAAUUAUAAAACUUUAUAUUUUAACUCAUUAGAUACUUUUACCAAAAGAAUUAUACCUUAUAUACUUUUGAUUAUUCUUUCAAAUAAUUUAUAUAUAUAUAGAAAACUACAUGAUUGUUACUCGUACGGAACAUUUCAAAGCUUGCACGUAUAGAGAAGCUAGUCAACUGUCUGUUUUGGUCAUUGGUGUCACUCAAACAUUGAUGAGCCAUCUCUGAUCUCUCUAUAUAAUGUUCAAUGACCUUUACAGAGACAACCAAGAUAUUAAUAGUUACGUGGUUCCAUUAAACCUCAGCCAUGGUGAAAAUGGCUAAAUCUGUUACCUUCUCAACCUCUUCUUCUACAUCAAACCUUUCAUCUCAUCCUUCUUUCACUUCUCUUGCUUCUUUCAAUUCUCUUCCUGCUUCUCCACUCAACCAGCCCUUUUCUCAGUCCAUGAUGGAGGAAGCCUUAGAGUCUGCAGAGUUAAUCAUCAAGAAGUGGGAUCCUAACUCACAGUCCUACACGAAGAUCAUCUCUCUGUUCAGACACAGCAGAAAACAAGCCAAAGAAUUCAUCAGAUGCGUCCGUGACUUACGCAGAGCCAUGCACUUUCUUGUCUCUCAAGCCUCCAAAUCUGACAAGCUUGUGCUUGCGCAGAACCUGAUGCAGAUUGGUAUGUCCACGCUGGAGAAAGAGUUCUUCCAAAUACUGUCUUCUAACCGAGACCAUCUUGAUCCUGAUUCAGUCUCUGUUCAGUCCACAAUAUCUAGCAAUUCAGAGUUCGAAGUUUACAUGGAAUAUGAUGAGGAUGAUGAUGAUGAGCUAAAGAAGGCGGGUGAAUCCAUCUCUCAGGUGGAGAAAGCCUCAGCUCUGGUGAUGUCAGACUUAAAGGUCAUAGCAGAGACCAUGAUCUGCUGUGGUUAUGGUAAAGAGUGCAUAAAAAGCUACCAGUUGAUUAGAAAGUCUAUUGUUGAUGAAGGGCUACACUUGCUUGGGAUCGAGAAGGUCAAGACCUCUCAUUUUCAAAAGAUGGACUGGCACGUGCUGGAGCAUAUGAUCAAGAACUGGGUCAAAGCUGCAAAGAUUGGAGUCACAACACUCUUCAGAGGAGAGAAGCUUCUCUGUGAUCAUGUCUUCUCUGCAUCCGUUACAAUAGGACAAUCUUGCUUUAACCAGAUAGCAAAGGAAGCAGGACUCAAUCUCUUCAUGUUGCCUGAGCUCGUAGCCAACAAGGAGAAAAAACAACACCACCAUGAGAGGAUCUUUAAGCUGAUGGAUCUCUAUGCAGCUAUCUCUGACCUUUGGCCAGACAUAGAAAUGAUAUUCAGCUUUGAUUCAUUAGCUUCUGUGAAGACUCUUGUCCUCUCAACGCUCAAGAAACUCAAGGACUCUAUCCACACGUGUCUCAAGGAGUUCGAGACGAUGAUACACAAGGAUUCUUCUAAAGAAAUUUCCCCUGAAGGAGGGGUUCACAAGCUGACUCGGACAACAAUGAGUUUCUUAUCAUUGUUGUCUGAAUACAGCCGUGUACAUGUGUUGUCUGAGAUCCUUACAGAGCAUCCUCUUAAGACAAACACUCGCUUGCUAGAAUCUUACUUCACGGCUCCUAUCUUGGAAGAUGAACAUGUCAACAACCAUGCCUGCUCGGUCCAUCUAGCUUGGCUCAUACUGGUUUUCCUUUGCAAGCUAGACACCAAAGCAGAGAGUUACAAUGAUGUCUCUCUCUCUUACAUCUUCCUUGUGAACAACAUGCAGUUUGUGGCUGAUACUGUUCGUUCUAGUCACCUCAAGAACAUCCUCGGUGACGAUUGGCUCACAAAGCACGAGGCAAAACUCAAAAGCUAUGCUGAAAAAUACGAGAAAACAGCUUGGGCCAAUGUUUUGGUAUCUUUACCUUCGAAGACAAGUGCCAAACUAUCACCAGAGGAGGCCACAACAUGCUUCAAGAGGUUUCAUGCAGCGUUCGCGGGAGCAUACUUGAAACAAUCAUCAUGUGUUAUAGUGGAUGCGAAGCUUAGGGACGAGCUUAAGGUUUCUAUAGUGAAGAAACUUGUACCGGAGUACAGAGAGUUUUACGAGAAGUACUUGGCAAUGUUGAGACAGGACAGAAACAUAGAGAUGUUGGUGAGUUUUAAGCCGGAUAACUUGGAGAAUUAUCUCUCAGAUCUUUUCCAUGGAACACCAAUGCUCAGUGGCUCUUCUCAUUCUGCUUCUUCUUCUUUGUCUUCUACAUCUUGUUUCUCAAUUGGAUGUGUAAAAAACUAAGGGUGCAACUGGAAUGUAUUUUUCGAAAUAAAUUUUUUAUGAAUGGUUAAUUUUUUUGCAUUAAAAAAAGUAUUCACCUGUUAUAACUAAAAAUAGAAAGUGUAUUCCAUUUCAUUCCAUAUUAUUCCUAAAAUUUUUUAAUUUUCAUUUGAAAAAUCAUUUCAUAUCAUAAACAUUUUAGAAAAGUGGAUUGCUGAUUCCAUUUUAUUUAAUUCUAUAAAUAAUAAUUCAUACCAUUCUAUGUAUUUCUUUUAUUUAUCACCAGUUACACCCGAAAACUCACGAUAUUGUCUCGGGGUGAAUAUUAAUGCAUACAAGUUUCAUGAUUGAUGCAUUCCUUUCUUGUCACAAUUAUUCGUUAAGCUAAAUAUCUUAAACACAGCAUAUGAGAUAGAUUAUUGUGAGUUUUGGUUACGUUACUGUGCUUGUAUAUUUUUCUGUCAAUAAAACUAAAAAAAAUUAUUUGUGACUAAUAAAUUAUUUGGAAGAAAAUGACAAAUUUUGAGAAAAUUUGGAUUAUUAAUUGUAUUUGUUUUAUAGGCAAGAGUUGACUUUCUAAGUUCUUAACUUCUUCUGGUUCCGUUUUUGUCCGUUUUUCACUGAAUUGAUUCAACCAUAAACAUAAAAUAAACACAUUAAAAAUAAAGUGUUAUCGUCAUUAGUACUAAAAACUAAUAUAUAUUUAAUAACGACAGUCAAAAUCGGAAAAAGCCAACGUGAUUCAUGCAUGUUUUAUGUAGCGCACUAGCGCAACAUCUACAUCUUGGCAAAGCUAGAGAGGAUUAUAACAGUUCAACAGCAGAAGAUGGAGGGGUAAGUUGAUCUUACUCUGUUGGCACUUGGCAAAAGCUGCAUGUACUGGAUUUGGGUCGACCUAAACGCAAGACUACACCGGCCGGAACUCCUUUCGUUUGUCUGAUCGUAUUGUCAGUUACAGAGAAUCUAAUCCACCACUAUCAUCGAGGAUGAUGUAAGCUUGGCUUGCAUAAGCUUUCCUUUUCUCUCAUCCGAUCGUUUUCUCCUUCGUCACUCUUUUGGCAACCAAACCGUCAAAGCGCUUUCUCUUCAUCUCCUACUGGGUUAAAUGCUGGGCUUUAUAACAAUUGAUAUGGGGUUUACUUUGAUUAAUUUACUGGGAUGGGAUGUGCUCUUAAACAACUAAAGCCUUUAGGCUUGAAACCCAUUUAUCUCCUUCUUGCAUUAUAUUAGACCACCUUUAGUCAAAAACAAAACAAAACAUCUACGUCUUGGCUUAUCAGUCCAGGGGCGGACGUACAGCCAAUGGUAUGGGUCACUUGUCCCCAUCUCAUUUUAAAAUUUUCCUUCGGUAAUCUAACCUAUACUAAAAAGGAGAAUACCAUGAGCAGGGAGAGUGUCCACGUCAUCAGUUUUAUUUCACCAAUCAUAAAGUUCUAUGAUGCCACGUCAUGCUCUCAUUAAUCGAUAGCAGAUUAAUAAUGGGUCAUUUUUUAGGGAUGUUAUGCUAAUCUUUAAACCAAAAAAAUAACUCUAAAGGGCCCAUACGAAACCCAAACCUCCGUCGAAACCUGAUUUCCAGAGCACUGCGAUUCUUCUACUACGUCUUCAUCGUUCCAAAUUUCUCUCCAACCGUUUGUCCGUUUCUGAGUAGUAAUCACAAUCCACUCUUAAUUGUUCAUUUAUGUUCAUUACUAUUAUCUUCAUUAGCGAUGAAAUCCUUCCACCUCCCUCUCCUGCUCCUCCUAUAUUAACCAUCUACAAGGCUUUCACAGAAUCAUAUUCAACAGCUUCAAUCGAUGACCUUUCAAUUCUCCAGCAAGUCUCCUCUUGCAUUGUAUUUCAACGACAUACUUUUUGGGAGGCCAUAAAUGCUGCGAAAUUGAAUUCCUGUUAGAGUUUUGAUUCUUCUCUGAAGUUUCAGAGAGAAUUCAAACGUCCUCAGCCUUGGUGAUUACAUAAUUCCAGCGGAUUAUGAACAGCCAAUCGUAUGUUUCCCUGGAUUUUUCUCUGUUUCAUCUAUUUGUUGUUUCAUCUACUUACUCUCUAUUUUUUGACAGAAUUCAAUUUGUUUUCCGUUGGUUUUCCAGCGGCUCCAUAACUCCAUUUUAGGUUUCUUCAAAGUGUAAGCUCCAAAAUGGUAAAUUUCCAUUUUACGUUAUCGGUCUUUUUCAUUCGUCUUCUUCUCUGUACUUGUGAUGCAGAAAGAUUGAUCCAGGUUUGCCUAUUUGAGCAUAGAUAUCUUAUGAUUGGGGAAUAAUUAACGUAAGUGAUCAUAUAUUAUUUUUCGCUAUGCAUUCUUUAGCUAUGAAUCUGUUGCUCACGGAGCUCCAUAAGCAUGAACUAUGUAAUUCUUAGCUUACUUUUCUUAUAAAAUCGAAUUUGAAUACAUCUGUGACCAUCUCUCUAAUUCAGUUUCUAGAAAAUAAUAGGUCAGUUAAUUGACCUAUCUUGCCGGAUCAGUAAAAAUAUUAAGCAUUGAUUGUUUUAAUUUUUGGUAUUCUUUAUAGUUUAUGUGGAAGUUUGAAGAGAAUGUAGAUCCUUCCGCUCACCAUGAUUUUUUACUUGGGUAAGUCUAUUCUGACUCCCUUUCUGUGUGUGUUUAUAAUAAUUUAGUCGUUUCCAUAAUAUUUGAAGAUAAUUUUUGAUGUAUUUUUUCAGGUACCAGUUUAUAAGAGUACCUUCUAAGAUAUGCUUUAAGACGUUUUGUGUUUGUUGUUUAGAUGAGCAACUACGACCGCGGUACGCGUGGAGUUCUGGUGAUUCUAAUUCCAGUUCAUGUAAACUUAGCGGAGGACAGACAUUUGGAGAAGGUGAUGUCUACGAUGGUGUCACAUGGCAGGAGAAGUUGAGGAGGGGUUUGUUCAACUCACUCCUCCGAGU